AAAGCACUAUUUGGAGAUUAGAUUUAAGUUUUAACUCAUUCACGGCCAAUUACCUAUUUAUCUUAAGAAUCCAGUCAUUGAAUCCCAGGUAUGUAUUUUUACAUAUACCUACAUAUUUAUUGUUUUCUCGUGGUGGGUUAAGGGAGGUAUGGAAAAUGGCUGGUAUUGAUUAUCUUACAUACAGAGAGCUAUCAAGUGAAACAAUGGCAAAUAUUAAAACACUUCCUCAAUUAGUGAAGGUGACCCUUGAAGAUUAAAGUUCCAAAAUCUUCAGAUAGCAAAAGUUGAAUUGGAUUUGCUGUCCAUAUUGUGGGGGAUUUGGGAAAAUUGAUUGAUUGAUGGACAUGAAAUCUUGAUACGGGGAUAAUACAUCUAAUUGUAAUAGACUUUUUUAAAAGUCCAACCCCUAAAUAUUUGUGAGAUUUUAUAGGCCAGUUUCUUUCCGUCGAUGGGCGUCGGACUGCAGGUAUCGACAUGUCCGCACCAAACCAGGAGAAUGACUGGACUAAGGAAGACCUUAACUCGUUUGCAUCGAGUCUCCUCGCAUUUUGCACAACUUCUUUCACCCCUUGUUUUACGAGGACUGACCCAGGACAAAGUUGUUUUUCCAUCCGUCUAAUCUGCGUAUCGUCUCUGCUGCUACUGAUCUCAUCUCUUCAUCUCGUGCUUCGGCGGUGCAAACAUCAUGGAGGGCAUCCUGGACAUAUUGUGACUUCUCUCUACUGUUUGCUUGGUAACGCGUGUGGAUUCACCGGAGCCGUUUUGUCUAGACAGCUGCAAAUUCAAGUUUUAAUGGGACUUAUUUGUGCUGCUUUGGAUUUGGUCAAUUUAGUCUCCUUUGGCAUUCCACUGUGUCUUUGCAGGAACUUGCAAGCAGAGAGAAGACAAAGAAUGAUCAAGAGGCGCAGGAGAGCUCACCUUCUCGUGGUCUUUCUGCUGGGGGCACUCACAGGAGGUUUUCUUAAAUCAGGCGUCCUCCAUAGUCCAGCAGCGAGCUGGAGGCUCCAUGGGAGGAGGUUGCUUUAUGUUGCCCUGCAAGACAACACAGAAAUCCUAGGUUACACCCUUGGCUUGCUCUCUUUUGUUAUCUCCUCAACCUCCAAGUUCCCCACACUUUACAGAGUUUACAGAGGGAAAACACUUUCAAGAUCUCACAUUUUUUCUGGAGCGCUAUGCUCGCUCGCUGCUGCCCUUUAUGCAGCUGCCAUACUUCACUACGACAGGAGGGUCAGCUUCCUCCUCAGGGUCAUGCCUUGGCUGCUGACUGCUGUCUGUGGGGGCUUGCUGGAUCUUCUUAGUAUAGCCCUCCACUGGUGUCACAUGGGAGCCAGGCAGAAGCUUAAACGCUUUUCUCUGGAAAUGGAGAGCCUCCUGGGUGACUCAUCGAAGGACAAAGUCCCUGUGCAGCAUCAUGGAAAACAGGGCAAACAUUUCAAUUUGACCGAGAUGGGCCACUACAUGGACGUCAGUAUUGACACCACAAAACAAACGUAUCCCAGAGAGGUGACAUUAGUGGACAACACACCUCUGAGCAGCACAGCGCCAAUGGUACGAGUUGAUGAUUGUGAUACAUCAUGUGACUCUUCAAUUGUCAAUUUUGAUCUAGAGUGGGAUUUUGAAGAGGGAAAUGUACAGUGGAGUGAACCAAACACAAACCCACAGAAUGGAGAGGCCUUCCCCUUGCAGGAGUGGCCAAGCAACCCCAAACCAUUUAACAUACUCACUUAUGCCUCAUGCAUACUCCCUCAGAAUGAUGUCCUGUAAUGAGGUUGUCAGCCAGUAAAAUGAUUAAAAAAAAAAAAACAUUACAGUGAAGAUAAUUAUGUUGCAUAAUUUGUAUAUACAUUUGUGAUUUAAUUUAAAAAAAAAAAAAAAUAAAAAAUAAAAUCUGCUCUUGAA
Syngnathus typhle (broad-nosed pipefish) is the source of this 1899-nucleotide messenger RNA. RefSeq names its product transmembrane protein 44 (gene tmem44). The record is from RefSeq and is a predicted model, not a curated record. Lineage: Eukaryota; Metazoa; Chordata; Actinopteri; Syngnathiformes; Syngnathidae. Bases 475 to 1764 code for a protein of 429 amino acids. The transcript has 10 exons.